AUGACGGCUCUUCUUAGCGCCGCCCGCCUGCCGGGGGAGGUGCGCUUUCCUGCAGAGUGGUUUGCCUUGGCUCCCGAAACCACUGCCGCACCACAAGGCCCAGCAACUGGGAGUAUGACAGGCACCACUGGGGUAGCCCCAGGCACAGCUGUUGGCCCUGGCACCUCCAACACAGGUAUAGUCUCCGGACGAACUGCGCCCCCUGAAAUUUAUAUCACGGAGGCCACAACUUCCAUUGGAGGAGGCGGGACCACGCAAGCAGGACUUCCAGGAGGGACCACGAGGCUUUCACCCGGAGCCAGCAGCGGCUCACAGAGUUCCAAGCCAGGCACCUCUGUCGCACCGGGGAGUCCAGCGACUGGAAGUGCAACAGGUGCUACACGGGGACACUCUGGGACAACCAUUCGACCUGGGAGUUCCCGCACUGAGGCCACGACGUUCACGGGAGGUAGCGGCGCCCCUGGAACUGGACCCAGACCCGGUGAGAAAGGGUCCUUGCCGUGUGGGGUUUGCCGUUAA
Molecule: messenger RNA, 519 nt
Organism: Pteronotus mesoamericanus
Lineage: Eukaryota; Metazoa; Chordata; Mammalia; Chiroptera; Mormoopidae
Product: apomucin-like
Exons: 9
Coding region: 1-519 (172 amino acids)
Source: RefSeq, a predicted model, not a curated record